GUUAAAAAUGGCACACGCCCAUAGGUCGGUCUAGUCCUCCAUUCCUUCCCCUGCAAAAACAAUCCCCAAUCAAUCAUCAAUUUCCCCCAUUCCUCAUCAUUUAUUAGUUACAUCAUCAUUUUGUAUGUAUCUAUAACUCUGUAUCUAUAAUUCUAUCAUCAUCAUGUAUAUAAAAGGCGGCCCUCAUUCUUCAGCUCUCCUUCGUAGAGCUUCACGUUCAUCAUCCUCCUCCGCCACCGCCGCCGCGACAUCUAGGUUUCAUUCUUCAUCUUCUAAACCGUCACCGUCACCGUGUAAUCCGUCUUCCGUCUUCCGAUCGGUUAAUUCAACUUUCCGAUCAUCUAUUCCGCGGUGGAGUCACGGCGUUGAUUGGAAGUCUCCGGCGACUCUCACUUCUCAGAUCAGAACCGCUGCGUCGCCUGUUCUCGAUCGGUUUCACCGCAGUUUAUCUACUAUGGCCUCUCAGAGUGCUUUCAAUGGAAUUUUAACUGGUCUUCCCAAGCCUGGUGGUGGGGAAUUCGGAAAGUUCUAUAGUUUGCCAGCUCUGAAUGAUCCAAGGAUUGACAAACUGCCAUAUUCCAUAAGGAUUCUUCUCGAAUCAGCGAUACGUAAUUGUGAUAACUUCCAAGUUACUAAGGAAGAUGUCGAGAAGAUUAUCGAUUGGGAGAAGACUUCCCCAAAUCAAGUCGAGAUUCCAUUUAAGCCAGCCCGUGUUCUCUUGCAGGAUUUUACUGGUGUACCAGCCGUUGUUGACCUUGCAUGUAUGCGUGAUGCCAUGAAUAAUCUAGGUGGUGACUCUAACAAGAUCAAUCCUUUGGUGCCAGUGGAUCUUGUCAUUGAUCAUUCGGUGCAAGUUGAUGUUGCUAGGUCAGAAAAUGCUGUACAAGCAAACAUGGAACUUGAAUUUCAAAGAAACAAAGAGAGAUUUGCUUUCCUUAAAUGGGGAUCAAAAGCGUUUCACAACAUGCUUGUUGUUCCACCAGGAUCUGGUAUCGUGCAUCAGGUUAAUCUCGAAUACCUGGGUCGGGUUGUUUUCAACACUGAUGGAGUGCUCUAUCCCGAUAGUGUUGUUGGAACUGAUUCCCACACCACUAUGAUUGAUGGACUAGGCGUUGCUGGUUGGGGCGUUGGAGGAAUUGAAGCCGAGGCAGCAAUGCUUGGCCAGCCAAUGAGCAUGGUUUUGCCCGGGGUUGUUGGCUUCAAGUUGGCUGGAAAGCUGCGUGAUGGUGUAACGGCUACUGAUUUGGUCUUGACUGUUACCCAAAUGUUGAGGAAGCAUGGUGUCGUUGGAAAGUUUGUUGAAUUCCAUGGUGACGGUGUGGGUAAAAUAUCUCUAGCUGACAGGGCCACCAUUGCCAACAUGUCUCCUGAGUAUGGUGCAACAAUGGGGUUCUUUCCAGUGGAUCAUGUCACUCUACAGUAUCUCCGAUUAACUGGACGAAGUGACGAUACCGUGGCGAUGAUAGAAGCAUAUUUGAGGGCGAACAACAUGUUUGUUGACUACAAUGAGCCUCAAGUAGAGAGAGUAUACUCAUCCUACCUAGAGUUAAACCUUGAAGAUGUAGAACCUUGUAUAUCAGGGCCAAAGAGACCUCAUGACCGUGUUCCUUUGAAAGACAUGAAGGCAGAUUGGCAUUCUUGCCUUGACAACAAAGUGGGAUUCAAGGGUUUUGCUGUACCAAAAGAGACCCAGGACAAGGUUGCAAAGUUUUCGUUUCACGGAGAACCAGCAGAGCUCAGGCAUGGAAGUGUUGUGAUUGCUGCUAUCACUAGCUGCACAAAUACAUCAAAUCCCAGUGUCAUGCUUGGGGCAGGUCUUGUUGCAAAAAAGGCCUGUGAAUUGGGCCUAAAGGUCAAACCAUGGAUCAAAACAAGUCUUGCUCCAGGAUCUGGAGUAGUUACAAAAUAUUUGCUCGAAAGCGGGUUACAGAAGUAUUUGAAUGAGCAAGGGUUUAACAUUGUUGGCUAUGGUUGCACAACAUGCAUUGGUAAUUCGGGGGAUCUGGAUGAAACAGUGGGUGCUGCAAUAACUGAAAAUGAUAUUAUUGCAUCUGCUGUUCUCUCUGGGAAUCGUAACUUUGAGGGUCGUGUUCAUGCUUUGACAAGAGCAAACUACCUUGCCUCACCUCCUUUAGUUGUUGCCUAUGCCCUGGCAGGCACGGUUGAUAUUGAUUUUGAGAAAGAACCAAUUGGAGUUGGAAAGGACGGGAAGGAUGUUUUUUUCAGAGAUAUCUGGCCAAGCACCCAAGAAGUUGCAGAUGCCGUUCAAUCUAGUGUUUUGCCCGAGAUGUUUAAGAGCACGUACCAAGCUAUCACCCAGGGAAAUCCCAUGUGGAAUGACCUAUCAGUUGAGGAAUCCAAGCUAUACUCAUGGGACACAAAAUCUACUUACAUUCACGAGCCACCAUAUUUCAAGAACAUGACAAUGGACCCCCCGGGUGCUCAUGGUGUUAAGGACGCAUAUUGUUUACUUAACUUCGGUGACAGUAUUACGACAGAUCACAUUUCACCUGCAGGAAGCAUUCACAAAGACAGCCCAGCUGCAAAGUUCCUUUCUGAGAACGGGGUUGCUCGCAAGGACUUCAAUUCUUAUGGAAGUCGGAGAGGUAAUGAUGAAAUUAUGGCAAGGGGGACUUUCGCCAAUAUACGCAUUGUUAACAAGCUUUUAAAUGGAGAAGUUGGUCCAAAAACAGUGCACAUUCCUACUGGAGAAAAACUUUCUGUGUUUGAUGCAGCAUCGAGAUACAAGGCUGCUGGUCAGGAUACCAUCGUUUUGGCUGGAGCAGAGUAUGGUAGUGGAAGCUCUAGAGAUUGGGCUGCUAAGGGCCCUAUGUUGUUGGGAGUUAAAGCAGUUAUUGCUAAAAGCUUUGAGAGGAUUCACCGCAGUAACCUGGUGGGAAUGGGGAUCAUUCCACUUUGUUUCAAGGCUGGUGAGGAUGCAGACACAUUACAGUUGACUGGUCAUGAACGAUACAACAUUGACCUACCAAGCAAUAUUAGUGAGAUCCGCCCUGGACAAGACGUCACUGUGACUACUGACACUGGAAAGUCCUUCACAUGCACUGCUCGCUUUGACACAGAGGUGGAAUUGGCGUAUUUUAACCAUGGUGGCAUUCUUCCAUAUGUUAUUCGACAAUUGACUACUCAAAAGUGAUGUAGAUCAAUAGCAUUGUCUUGGAUUUCAAUUUCAGCUGUUUAAUUUGAGCAAAGCGGAAAUAAAGAGUUCUCCACGACAGGUAGACAAGAAAACAUAAUUUUUACAGUACUCGGUAUUCAACAGGCUUCUUGGAAUAACAUAUCACCCUCUGUGGCUGAUUCUUUUAUUUACUAUCAUUCCCAUUGUUUUCAAAUUCAUGUGGCUAUUGAAUAGCCUUUCAAAGUCAUGUAUCCAAACUCCUAACUGAUGCCAAGAAAGUUAUGUAUAUUCCUCUCAAAUGGUCAUGUGGUUGUUUUGUUGUGUUUUUUUUUUCUUGUUACUAAACACUUGUAGAGGUGGAAUUGGUCGCUUUGGGGAGGAUGUCAACAUGGCUUGGUUUGACAAGCCAUCUUUUAGUUGGGGUUAAAAUUUGCCUGUGUUUACCGUAA
This is a messenger RNA of Erigeron canadensis, 3585 nucleotides long. Its product is annotated as aconitate hydratase, cytoplasmic-like. Gene Ontology annotation, molecular function: 4 iron, 4 sulfur cluster binding; aconitate hydratase activity. Lineage: Eukaryota; Viridiplantae; Streptophyta; Magnoliopsida; Asterales; Asteraceae. The coding region runs from base 164 to 3154 and encodes 996 amino acids. The transcript has 20 exons. Gene Ontology annotation, biological process: tricarboxylic acid cycle; citrate metabolic process. Gene Ontology annotation, cellular component: cytosol; mitochondrion. The record is from RefSeq and is a predicted model, not a curated record.